Molecule: messenger RNA, 2799 nt
Organism: Trichoderma breve
Lineage: Eukaryota; Fungi; Ascomycota; Sordariomycetes; Hypocreales; Hypocreaceae
Exons: 1
Coding region: 1-2799 (932 amino acids)
Source: RefSeq, a predicted model, not a curated record
AUGCAGCGAUGCAAGUCUGAAGCAUUGCGUAUCCGUCAGCGCAAAGGCCUUCGCCACCGCAAAAAGGGACAUAGCUCAUGCCAGCAUGACUGCUGUACAUCGGGACCUCGUCAGAAGAAACGCGUUGUUAAGGAGAAGACCGCUGGAUAUGAAUCGGAAACCGAAGAUCUAGCCAAGAGAUAUGAUAAUGAAGUUCUCGGAAUUGAGACCAAAGAAUCUAGCGACGAAGAGUUUUCUCCAAAUGUACCGGAAUAUGACAUCACCAAAAUGGAUCAGGCUUCUAAAGAGGCCCGAGAGGCUGAGUGGAACAUAAAAUGUCAGAAAUCCAAGGACUACGUCCAGCGAUAUAUUCACGGGACCUUGGUAAGCCCAGAACGUCGGCAUUCAAGCGAUCCGUCCACCGACUCCUCCGAGAUCCGCCGUGAAAUCGAGGAGCGAGCACAUCGCAUUGUCAUUAACUAUGAAGCUCUGCACGAAAUAUUACUCCGUCACCAGCCAACUAUACAAGCUCGUUGGACCAAGAAACGCCCAAGCCAAAAACAAAAGGUCUUGCAUGAACUAUGGGCGAAUAUGCCAGAAAAGCAUCGUCCUGAGUUCUAUGCCUUUCGCUGCGCAGGAGCUCAGAAGCGGAAUAAAAAAUACAGAGACUGGUAUAUGUGGCCUUAUAUCAAUAAGCAGGAUCUAACUGCGCGAGAUUCUUUGCUCCUAUUGAUCAAUUCACGCGCAUUUCACACCCCCUCUAAUUUUGUGGACGGUGAUUUGGCUGCGAUGAAAUUCGGGUUGGAGAUGGGAAUCUUGAAAUCAGUCCCCCUGCCAGGAUAUCGCAUGACCCUCUUGGAUUCUGAGAACAUUGAAGACUAUGGAAGGCUGGUCGAUAUAUCGACAUAUUCAGAAGGGGAGAUUUUAUGUCUUGACGAGAAGCGGAUCAGCCCGUACUAUGGCAUUCUCAUCCUAGAGGCACAAGACAGACUCAUGGAGUUUCUGGUAAAUUGCUGCAAGAAAAUAUUGCACGACAUUCCGGAGGACACUUUAAUCUCAGAUGAGUUCCCAAUUAUAGCCGACACACCAAAGCUGUUGAAUAACAGCGAUUUAUAUGAUCCUGCUAUAAUGGCAGCAGAGGCCCCUUACAGAGUCCCGGCAAGACCCAACUUCAAGCAAAUCGGAUUACUGCUUGGUGCCAAAGUGGCAGAACUAAAGGAUCGUGUCUCGAACUUGCGUGAAGAUCCGAUUUGCUUUGCCAUUGCCAUGCAGGUGAUGAAAGACCAUUCACCAAAAGAGUUGGAAGGGCAUAAGGGUUCUUACUUUCGGCCGUGCGCAGGACAUGAUUUUACCAACGGUCUACAGUUUCUCAUUUCAAAGCUCUACGCCGACUUUGAGUUCUUUGCGGACUUGUAUGAGCAAGUUCAACAACUGGAAACGUUACACGCCAAAUAUGAAGCAGACGUCCUGCCGUUCAAAGAUGUACCCGACGAGAUUUUGUCGGCACUAUACAAGUAUCAGAUGCGCCUUUGGGAGACGGUAAAUAUUAGACGAUCGGCUCUCAGAGCAGUCGUGCAGAACUCUCCCGAAUGGUUCCGGCAUUUUACUGAUGGCCGUCCAAGCCUAUCUUCUUUCCGAUCCGACCUAGUGAAUUAUAAGUCGAGUUCAGUUCGCCGCCACUUGGUAUGGCUGCUUCAGUGUGUAACUGAAUUUGACCCAAAGUUACCCAGCCUUGCCAAUGCUGUUCAUUUGAUCUUACCUCUGAUCAUGGAUGAGAUAGAGACUCUUCGAGAAAAUGAACCAGAGGCAUGGGAGCUUACAUCUUCCCUUACAGGAGAGAUUAUAGACGAGCUUGCAAUCCUUGCGCAGUGUAUGGAGCAAGUCGAUAUGUAUCUUCGACGGACAAGAAGCUACAAACGCUGCGAUGAAGAAAAAGAGAACAAAUGUAUUCAUCAACUUACCAAAGACAUGGAUCAUAUUUAUUCUCUCCUCCAAUUAGAGGGUCAUCUUUAUGAUGAGAUCGUCGGAUUGGCCGAUACUGCCACUAGGAAACUGAUAUAUCCUUGGGAUAAACGCCGGACGAAAGAAAACGUGCAGGCGAUGCAGAAGGCUGAACGGGACUUGGAUAAGUUCUGGGACGCAGCCGAUUCAGCCAUGUUUGCCGCAAUUGAAAAUUUCCGUGAAUCGCUACUCGGGCAAUACAUAAUAAGUGUACAAGAGAACCUUCGACGGACGCCUGAUUGGAUUGAGGAAGAACAAUCUAUAAUACCAAGGGCUGUCAGACAAAGAAAUGCAAGUCAAGAAGAGACUGAGAUCUACAGGCCUCCCUUUGCGCCCUGCGAUGACCAGAGUGGCAGUCUAAAAAAGUUGAAGCAAGAGGGUCGUCAAUGCGUUCAGGUCAAGGUCAAGACGAAAGGACAAGCACACAAAGCUGUUAUGCCAACUGAUGCAAAUCCUUCUAAAGAGGUUAUACCUGAAAUAAACAUCGUCAUGCCUGUGGACACACGAGCACUGAAGGUUUUCCGUGUUCUCUUCUACAAUCCAGAUGUGACUUCUUCACCAGGUGAGGUUCCAUGGAAUGAUUUUAUCCACGCCAUGGUCUCUACAGGAUUUUCUGCACAAAAGUUGCAGGGAUCAAUUUGGCAAUUUAACAGGGUGAAUGAUGACAGACAACAGACGAUUCUGUUCCACGAACCUCAUCCGCACAAAAAGUUGCCUUUCUACGUUGCACGAUCCAUGGGAUGGAGAUUGAAUAAGCAUUUUAAAUGGUCUUUGGAGAAUUUCGAGCUGAAAAAGAAACAGGUAGAAGGUUUGCAGUAA